Molecule: messenger RNA, 249 nt
Organism: Trichomonas vaginalis G3
Lineage: Eukaryota; Parabasalia; Trichomonadida; Trichomonadidae
Exons: 1
Coding region: 1-249 (82 amino acids)
Source: RefSeq, a predicted model, not a curated record
AUGAGUGAGAGAGUACAAAGUUUCUUAGAACAAAUGAUUUUGCUAAAUGGACCAAUAUCUGCAGGUAAAGCAUUGGAAGUUUAUUACUCCAUCUUUGCUGAUGUUGACCCUUUCAGAGAUCGUGAAGAAGCAAUUCUUUCCAUGUUCAUAACGAAAUGGUACGAAACAAAUAGAGAUAGGGAAGUUUCAUACGGAAUGUUUGUACGUGAAUAUGCAGAAUAUUACGCAAAAGUAAAUGAAAACAGAUAA